GUCGUCGCUAAGUUUAGUCUGAGCUUAGAACUUGGCGCGACGUGUUGAUCAAAUCGCUGAAAUGUGCUAAAGCAACCAUCAAACCAGCCGAAUCGAAUAUAAAAAAAUUAAGUGUUAAGAGAGAAAUUCAGCAAGUGUAAAAAAAAACAAAAAAUGGCAAAGCCAAGGUCGUCGGGGGAUUCGACUGUAAAUGGAGGAGCAGAUCCGGAGCCCAAGCUUAACUAUUUCCAGAAACUAUGGCGUUAUCGGCAUUAUCUAGUCAUCGAGCCCUUCUUCUUUUUCUACUUCAUGGCUUCCGUUUUCAACGCGGUGGCCAUGCAGAAUUUCCCCUUGGACAAAGCCUGCCGUGUAAAUUUGGGAUACAACAAAGUGGUCUGUGACACGAUGUUGGAUAAAUCGGAACUGGGUAUCGAGUGCGAUGAUUUCGACUUUGAGAAUACCACUCAGGGCGCCACUCCGGAUCUAGCUGGCCUGGUGAUCGGAGCAACUGGUUUCAACUAUACGGUCUGCAAGGCGGAACUGGAGGCACAGAUCCUAGCGGCAGAUGUGUCCGGCAAACGUGCUCCGAUGGCUGCCAUUUUCCCCCUGAUUGUACUGCUUUUCGCUGGAGGAUGGGCGGAUCGAUACAACAAACGCAAGCCCUGUAUGAUAAUGCCAAUUAUCGGAGAAGCCUUAUCUUUUACAUGUCAGAUUAUAUCUUCAAUUUUCUUUGAUUCGCUGCCCAUGGAGUUCGGUGCUUACUGUGAAGCCAUCGUUCCGGCACUUUUUGGAGGAUUGACUUUCUGUCUGAUGGCAAUCUACAGUUACAUCACCAUAGCCACGCCAGAGGAGGAUCGUGUCUUCCGUUUUGGUAUCUUUGCUAUGUUUGUCACAGGAGUUCCGUUUAUAGGACAACCCAUUAGUGGACUACUUUUCACAACUUUGGGUUAUACAUGGUCCUUUGCCUCAGCUAUUGUUUUCCAAUUAAUAGCUAUAUUCUACAUUAUCUUCUUUAUAAAAGAGGUAAAAAGCACGCCCGCUGAUGAAACGAAUGGCACACCAACGAAUGAGCCACCUCCACUGCCCACCACUCUGCCUCCAAAACAGCAGGGUGCCGAUAAUAUGGCUUACGAGACGACCAAUGUGGAUGAACUGCAGGGAAAUAAGAAUGUUAAUUUCCAGCUGACUCCUCAAAUGGAGCCCAAAGUGGAGGUUGUGCCUCCAAAACGUUCUCUCUUAAAAGAACUCUUCGACCCCACUUUGGUGCUGGACUGCAUCCGAUUCCCGCUGAUUAAAAGACCCAACAAUGGAAGGAUGCUGUUGAUUCUCCUGCUGUGUGCCUACUUCCUGACCGUGGGUCCCACAUCCGGUGAGAACGACUAUUGGUAUCGGUUCACCCUGAAGAAGCUCGCCUGGAACGGCAACGACUUCAGUAUCUACCUGACCUUGUCCAGUGGCGCUGCACUGGUGGGCACCUUUAUUGGCACUGCUAUUCUGAGCAAGCUCCUCAAGGUUUCCGACUCGAUGAUUGGAAUGCUGUCUGCCUUGUCCAUUGUCUGCUCUCGAGUUCUUUUUGCUUUCUCCAAUAGCACUACCUCAUUUUACGUGGCGGGAGUGGUGGAUAUGUUUGUCAGUCUGAGAGUGAUAGCCAUCAAGACUAUCGGUUCUAGUAUUGUAGCUGGUGAUGAGCUGAGUAAAAUGUACUCCAUCUUUGGCAUAAGUGAGCCAAUAGCCCAAUUCAUCUUCCCGCCCAUCUUCAGUGAGAUUUACAAGAGCACAGUGGAUUCAUUCCCAGGAGCCAUUUGGCUUUUUGGCGAAAUCUUCUACAUUCCCAAUGUCUUGGUGUUUGUUGUGUGCUAUUUCCUUUUGCGACGUCGAAAGGCAAGUGAGGAAAAGAAUACCGAGGAGUUGGAGGCAAAUGGUGCCAAUCGUUCCAAUGUGCCCGAUAGCGAAAUAACUAGUCUGUAACGUAAUUAAUGCCAGUCCAUGUUAUAUAUUUUUUAUAUUUAUAAUAUAAAUUGUAUAUAUUUUGUA
Molecule: messenger RNA, 2013 nt
Organism: Drosophila eugracilis
Lineage: Eukaryota; Metazoa; Arthropoda; Insecta; Diptera; Drosophilidae
Exons: 8
Coding region: 154-1947 (597 amino acids)
Biological process (GO): transmembrane transport
Cellular component (GO): membrane
Molecular function (GO): transmembrane transporter activity
Source: RefSeq, a predicted model, not a curated record